AUGCGUUUAAUAAAAAAAAAUAUUGAUCGUGGUUCAAGUGGUGAACUUAAACUUGAACCUGAAGAACAAGAAGAUAUGUGGCAUGCUUAUAAUUUAAUUGCUGUUGGUGAUAGUCUUCGUGCAUCAACUGUACGAAAAGUUGUUCAAACAACUGAUACUGGUUCAUCAACAACAACAAAAAAACGAAUGACAUUAACAAUUGAAGUCGUUUCUGUUAGUUAUGAUAGUGCUGCAUGUGCCCUACGAGUCAAAGGACGUACUAUUGAAGAAAAUGAAUUUGUUAAAAAAGGUUCUUAUCAUACAUUAGAUUUAGAAUUACAUAAUGCUUUUACAUUACAAAAACAUGAAUGGGAUUCUAUAGCAUUAGAUCGUGUUGAAAUGGCUUGUAAUCCAGCUCAUCAAGCUGAUGUAGCUGCUGUUGUUAUGCAUGAAGGUUUAGCUAAUUUAUGUUUAAUAACAGAACAUUUAACAAUACAUCGACAAAAAAUUGAACAUACAAUACCACGUAAACGAAAAGGUCUUUGUGGUCAACAUGAUAAAGGAAUGGAAAAAUUUUUUGAUUCUAUUAUAGCUGCUAUUAUAAAACAUAUUAAUUUUCAAAUUGUUAAAGCUGUUAUUAUAGCUAGUCCAGGAUUUAUAAAAGAUCAAUUUUAUCAAUAUAUGUUAAAUAAAGCAACACGUGAAGAUGAAAGACAUUUACUUGAAAAUCGAAAUAAAUUUAUUUUAUUACAUUCAAGUAAUGGUUUUAAACAUGCAUUAACAGAAAUAUUACAAGAUCCAUUAGUAUUAAAUCGUUUAUCGGAUACAAAAGCUGCCGAAGAAAUGAAAUUACUUGAUCAAUUUAUGCAUCUAUUAAAUGAUGAACCAGAAAAAGCAUAUUAUGGUUUAGAAGUUGUUGAAAAAGCAAAUCAAUCACAAGCAAUUGAAUAUCUUUUGAUAACUGAUGAACUUUUUCGAAAUAUUGAUUUUAAUAAACGACGACGUUAUGUUCAACUUGUUGAUUCAGUUAAAGAUAGUGGUGGUGUUGUUCGAUUAUUUUCUAGGUAA
Rotaria sp. Silwood2 is the source of this 1047-nucleotide messenger RNA. Lineage: Eukaryota; Metazoa; Rotifera; Eurotatoria; Philodinida; Philodinidae. The record is from the annotation of a GenBank genome assembly.